AUGCCAGACUGCCCUGAAAAGAUCCACGAUCAGGAACCACUUCCCUGGGCAGAUUUACAGUCCCUAGAUGCCGCUUCCUUGGAGCUUGAUUUUCCAGAUGGAGGAUGCAAAGCCUGGCUCACAGUGGCCGGUGGCAUGCUGGCGCAGAUAUCAAGCAUUGGAUUUUUGAGCGCCUUCUCCGUGUUUCAGAGCUAUUAUAGCCAGGUCACACUUCCCAACUCGAGCGCCAGUGAUAUCUCCUGGAUUGGCAGCCUGCAGAUUUUUGGUUGCUUCUUCCUGGGAUUAUGGGCCGGCAGGCUGUCCGACAAGCGAGGGCCCAAGGUGCCUCUCGGCUUGGGCACGUUUUUCAUGGUCUUUGGAACGAUGAUGGCGUCGAUUUCAUCCUCGUAUUAUCAAUUAGUCCUUUCUCAAGGGGUCUGCUGCGCCAUCGGUUUUGGGCUGGUGUUCACCCCAGCCCUGGCGGUUCAAUCUCAAUGGUUCCUAAGAAAACGCGGAUUCGUCGUCGGUCUGGUCAUGUCCGGCCAAAAUAUCGGUGGCGUCAUCUGGCCAAUCGUCGUGGACAGGCUCAUCAACACUUGCAGAGUUUCACUGGGUUGGACCCUGCGAGCCAUUGGCUUCAUGCAACUUUUCCUUAUGGUGGCCGCCACAUUGAUGGUUCACCCACGAUUUCCUAAGCUUCCUCGAGAGCCCAUUCCAGUGAAACAAUUCCUGACCGAUAAACGAACCCUCCUUUUUACGUGCUCCACGUUGGUAUUCUUCUUUGGGAUCUACAUUCCUUAUUUUUACAUCACUCCCUACGCUAUGCAAUGGGGUGCGUCUCUCAACUUAGCGUUCUACAUGCCUUCGAUCUUGAACGCUGGCGCUUUUUUUGGUUGCUACAUUCUCGGCGUUGCAUCCGACCACGGGCUGGGCCCCUUUAAUGCACUUACAGCGGUAGCCAUCAGCUGCGCUUUCACGGCCUUUAGCUGGAUUGCAGCGAAGCAUAAUGCAGGUAUUAUUGGAUGGAGUAUCAUUUACGGAUUCCUCUCGGGCGCCCUCCAAGCGCUUUUUUCGCCAUGCGUCUCCCACUUGGCACCAAAGCCAGGAUUGAUCGGUACAUGGAACGGACUCUGUAUCAGCAUAGUUUCAUUUGCUGUUCUCGGCAUGGGACCAAUCGCUGGAAAGCUGUUGGACAAUACGGGUGACACCAACUAUCUCCCCAUGCAACUGUUUACUGGAGUAUUCUUGGUUUCGGCUAGCUGUCUGUAUCUUAUUACCCGCCUUCUCGUUUCUCGGAAGGCUGUCGCUUGA
This is a messenger RNA of Aspergillus pseudoviridinutans, 1290 nucleotides long. RefSeq lists its product as uncharacterized. Bases 1 to 1290 code for a protein of 429 amino acids. Gene Ontology annotation, molecular function: transmembrane transporter activity. Gene Ontology annotation, cellular component: fungal-type vacuole membrane. Lineage: Eukaryota; Fungi; Ascomycota; Eurotiomycetes; Eurotiales; Aspergillaceae. Gene Ontology annotation, biological process: transmembrane transport. The transcript has 4 exons. The record is from RefSeq and is a predicted model, not a curated record.